Molecule: messenger RNA, 488 nt
Organism: Myotis brandtii (Brandt's bat)
Lineage: Eukaryota; Metazoa; Chordata; Mammalia; Chiroptera; Vespertilionidae
Gene: DNPH1
Product: 2'-deoxynucleoside 5'-phosphate N-hydrolase 1
Exons: 4
Coding region: 1-429 (142 amino acids)
Biological process (GO): deoxyribonucleoside monophosphate catabolic process
Cellular component (GO): nucleus
Molecular function (GO): 5-hydroxymethyl-dUMP N-hydrolase activity
Source: RefSeq, a predicted model, not a curated record
AUGUGUUACUCAGGAGCAGAUCCAGGAUUGGUGGGACUUAAUGCAGUCCUGGGAGACCUCUUUAAAAAGACGAAAUUGCCGGGGCUGUUGGAAAGGGCCUGGGAACAGCCUGCUGAGGGUGACCGGUUCAUCCACCAGCGGGACCUGGCCUUGCUGCAGCGGGCGGACUUGAUCGUGGCGGAAGUGACCCAGCCGUCCUUGGGUGUAGGCUAUGAGGUGGGCCGGGCCGUGGCCCUCAAUAAGCGAAUCCUGUGCCUGUUCCGCCGGAAGUCUGGCCGAGUGCUCUCAGCCAUGAUCCGCGGAGCAGCAGACGGCUACCGGUUCCAGGUGUGGGACUACGAAGUGGGAGAUGUGGAGGUCAUGCUGGACCGAUACUUUGCAGCUAAUCCUCCCGAGCAGGUGGCUUCCUCCCUUGACCCAACCACUUGACUUCACCCCCUCAUUAAAUUCUUCAGGUCCGACUCUGCUCUGUACCAGUCCUGCCUAAA